UUGGAAAGUCAGUAGGAAGUUUCUGCUGGGGUCCGGAUUGGAACUACAUAGUCAGAUCCUCCCUGUAUGACCGGACUCUAAAAGAACAAAGGGGCCCAAAGAGUCUACAUGUCUAAUAUUUAGACAUGUUCAGCUUUGUGGAUUCUCGGUUACUGCUGUUGAUAGCAGCGACUGUACUACUCACCAAAGGUCAAGGAGAAGAAGACAUUCAAACUGGAAGCUGCAUACAGGAUGGACUAGCGUACAACAACACAGACGUAUGGAAACCCGAGCCCUGCCAGAUCUGCGUAUGCGACAAUGGCAACAUCCUGUGUGACGAUGUCAUCUGCGAUGAUACCUCGGACUGUACCAAUGCUGAGAUCCCCUUUGGAGAAUGCUGUCCCAUCUGUCCUGACACCGCUGGCUCUUCUGCCUACCCAAAAUCCACUGGAGUAGAGGGUCCUAAGGGAGACACUGGCCCCAGAGGACAGAGGGGACUCCCAGGCCCACCUGGCAGAGAUGGCAUUCCCGGACAGCCUGGUCUCCCUGGACUCCCAGGACCUCCAGGCCCUCCUGGCCUUGGCGGAAACUUUGCUCCUCAAAUGGCUUACGGUUACGGAGAUGAAACCAAAUCUGCUGGCAUUUCUGUCCCUGGCCCCAUGGGUCCAGCUGGCCCCCGUGGUCUCCCCGGCCCCCCUGGUUCUCCUGGUCCUCAAGGUUUCCAAGGUCCUCCUGGAGAGCCUGGAGAGCCUGGUGCUUCAGGUCCAAUGGGUCCCCGUGGUCCAGCCGGCCCCCCUGGCAAAAACGGAGAUGAUGGUGAAGCUGGAAAGCCCGGCCGUCCCGGUGAGCGCGGCCCUCCUGGCCCCCAGGGUGCACGUGGUCUGCCCGGAACUGCUGGCCUGCCAGGCAUGAAGGGUCACAGAGGUUUCAGCGGUCUGGAUGGUGCUAAGGGUGAUGCUGGUCCAUCUGGCCCCAAGGGUGAGCCUGGUAGCCCUGGUGAGAACGGAGCUCCUGGACAAAUGGGCCCUCGUGGUCUUCCCGGUGAGAGAGGCCGCCCUGGUCCAUCUGGCCCUGCUGGUGCUCGUGGUAACGAUGGUAGUCCUGGUGCUGCUGGCCCUCCAGGUCCAACUGGCCCAGCUGGCCCCCCUGGCUUCCCUGGUGCUGCUGGUGCUAAGGGUGAAACUGGUCCUCAAGGUUCUCGUGGUAGUGAAGGCCCACAGGGUACUCGUGGUGAGCCUGGUCCUCCUGGCCCUGCUGGCGCUGCUGGUCCUGCUGGCAACCCUGGUUCUGAUGGUCAAGCUGGUGCCAAAGGUGCAACUGGUGCUCCUGGUAUUGCUGGUGCUCCUGGCUUCCCUGGUGCUCGUGGCCCAUCUGGACCCCAGGGUCCCAGCGGUGCUCCUGGCCCCAAGGGUAACAGUGGUGAACCCGGUGCUCAAGGCAACAAGGGAGACACUGGUGCAAAAGGAGAACCUGGUCCUGCUGGUGUCCAAGGCCCACCUGGUCCAGCUGGUGAAGAAGGCAAGAGAGGAGCCCGUGGUGAGCCCGGCCCUGGCGGUCUUCCUGGCCCUGCUGGCGAACGUGGUGCUCCUGGAAGCCGUGGUUUCCCUGGCGCUGAUGGCAUUUCUGGUCCCAAGGGUCCCCCUGGUGAACGUGGUUCCCCUGGCCCUGCUGGUCCCAAAGGAUCUACUGGUGAAUCUGGACGCCCUGGUGAGCCUGGUCUCCCUGGUGCCAAGGGUCUUACUGGAAGCCCAGGUAGCCCAGGUCCUGAUGGCAAGACUGGUCCACCUGGCCCUGCUGGUCAAGAUGGUCGCCCAGGACCCCCAGGCCCACCUGGUGCCAGAGGUCAGGCUGGUGUGAUGGGUUUCCCUGGACCUAAAGGUGCUGCUGGUGAGCCUGGCAAACCUGGUGAGAGAGGAGCUCCUGGACCCCCUGGUGCUGUUGGCGCAGCUGGUAAGGAUGGUGAAGCUGGUGCUCAAGGUUCUCCUGGCGCUGCUGGUCCUGCUGGAGAGAGAGGUGAACAAGGUCCUGCUGGUGCUCCUGGAUUCCAGGGUCUGCCCGGUCCUGCUGGCCCAUCUGGUGAAUCUGGCAAGCCUGGUGAACAGGGUGUUCCUGGAGAUGCUGGUGCUCCUGGUCCAGCUGGUGCAAGAGGCGAGAGAGGUUUCCCUGGUGAGCGUGGUGUCCAAGGUCAACCAGGUCCACAGGGUCCACGUGGUGCUAAUGGUGCUCCCGGUAACGAUGGUGCUAAGGGUGAUGCUGGUGCUCCCGGUGCUCCUGGUGGCCAAGGUCCUCCCGGUCUGCAGGGUAUGCCUGGUGAGCGUGGUGCUGCUGGUCUGCCUGGUUCCAAGGGUGACAGAGGCGAUCCUGGUCCCAAAGGCACUGAUGGUGCUCCUGGCAAAGAUGGCGUGAGAGGUCUGACUGGCCCUAUUGGUUCUCCUGGCCCAGCUGGUGCCCCUGGUGACAAGGGUGAAGCUGGUCCUUCUGGCCCUGCUGGUCCCACUGGUUCUCGUGGUGCCCCUGGAGAUCGUGGUGAGCCUGGUCCACCUGGCCCUGCUGGAUUCGCUGGUCCCCCUGGUGCUGAUGGACAACCUGGUGCUAAAGGUGAAUCUGGUGAUGCUGGUGCUAAAGGUGAUGCUGGUCCUCCAGGCCCUGCUGGACCCACUGGUGCUCCUGGACCUUCUGGCGCUGUUGGUGCUCCUGGACCCAAAGGUGCUCGUGGUAGUGCUGGACCCCCUGGUGCUACUGGUUUCCCUGGUGCUGCUGGAAGAGUUGGUCCACCUGGCCCUGCUGGUAACGUCGGUCUCCCUGGCCCAUCAGGCCCCAGUGGAAAAGAAGGCUCUAAAGGACCCCGUGGUGAGACUGGCCCUGCUGGACGCCCCGGUGAACCUGGACCUGCUGGCCCACCAGGACCUUCUGGCGAGAAGGGCUCUCCUGGUGGUGAUGGUCCCGCUGGUGCUCCUGGUACUCCAGGCCCACAGGGUAUUGCUGGACAGCGUGGUGUAGUUGGUCUUCCUGGACAGAGAGGCGAGAGAGGUUUCCCUGGUCUCCCCGGCCCAUCUGGCGAACCUGGCAAACAAGGUCCAUCUGGCUCCUCUGGUGAACGCGGUCCUCCUGGCCCAAUGGGACCACCUGGCUUGGCUGGACCUCCUGGUGAAGCUGGACGUGAGGGUGCUCCUGGUUCUGAAGGUGCUCCUGGUCGCGAUGGCGCUGCUGGUCCCAAGGGUGACCGUGGUGAGACUGGCCCCUCUGGUCCUCCUGGUGCUCCCGGUGCCCCUGGAGCUCCUGGCCCUAUUGGCCCUGCUGGCAAGAAUGGAGAUCGUGGUGAGACUGGUCCUUCUGGUCCCGCUGGCCCUGCUGGUCCUGCUGGUGCUCGUGGUCCUGCUGGUCCACAAGGUGCCCGUGGUGACAAAGGUGAAACUGGAGAACAUGGUGACAGAGGCAUGAAGGGUCACAGAGGAUUCCCUGGUCCCCAGGGUCCCUCUGGUCCUGCUGGCUCUCCUGGUGAACAAGGUCCUUCUGGAGCUUCCGGCCCUGCUGGUCCAAGAGGUCCUCCUGGCUCUGCUGGCACCCCUGGCAAAGAUGGUCUGAAUGGUCUCCCUGGCCCUAUUGGUCCACCUGGUCCCCGGGGUCGCACUGGUGAUGUUGGUCCUGCUGGUCCCCCUGGACCUCCUGGGCCCCCAGGUCCUCCUGGUGCACCCAGCGGUGGCUUUGACUUCAGCUUCAUGCCCCAGCCUCCUCAGGAGAAAGCCCACGAUCCUGGCCGCUACUACAGAGCUGAUGACGCCAACGUGAUGCGUGACCGUGACCUGGAGGUGGACACCACCCUCAAGAGCCUGAGCCAGCAGAUCGAGAACAUCCGCAGCCCCGAGGGCACCAGGAAGAACCCUGCCCGCACCUGCCGUGACCUGAAGAUGUGCCACAACGACUGGAAGAGUGGCGAGUACUGGAUUGACCCCAACCAGGGCUGCAAUCUGGAUGCCAUCAAGGUCUACUGUAACAUGGAGACUGGAGAGACUUGCGUCCACCCAACCCAGGCCACCAUCGCUCAGAAGAACUGGUACAUGAGCAAGAACCCCAAGGAGAAGAAACACAUCUGGUUUGGCGAGACAAUGAGCGAUGGCUUCCAGUUCGAAUAUGGUGGGGAGGGCUCCAACCCAGCUGACGUUGCCAUCCAACUGACCUUCCUGCGCCUGAUGUCCACUGAGGCCUCCCAGAACAUCACCUACCACUGCAAGAACAGCGUGGCUUACAUGGACCAGGAGACUGGCAACCUGAAGAAGGCUCUGCUCCUUCAGGGCUCCAACGAGAUCGAGAUCAGAGCAGAAGGCAACAGCCGCUUCACCUAUGGAGUCACUGAGGAUGGCUGCACAACUCACACCGGUGCCUGGGGCAAGACAGUCAUUGAAUACAAAACAACAAAAACCUCUCGCCUGCCCGUCAUUGACGUGGCUCCCAUGGACGUUGGAGCACAAGAUCAGGAAUUCGGAAUUGACAUCGGACCUGUCUGCUUCUUGUAAACCGGAAAUAAAACCCAACCAUAAAGAAAAUAAAAAACAGCCAAAAAAGGAGAAAAUUUCACAUGGACUUGAAUUCGUGUUUUUUUCUAUCCAUCAUCUCUAAAACUAUUUUCGUUUCCGUAAAAAAAAAAAAAAAGCAUUAAACCAAAAAAAUAAAAAUAAAUGACUUUUCAAAAAAAAAUAAGGAAGUGGGUCCACUUGCUUGACAUUUCUUUUUUUUUAAUUCCUGAAGACAGCUUGGGGUUGGUCUGGUUAUUUUAUUUUUUAAUAAUGCUAUCUCGGGACCACUAUUUGCACAAAAGAAAAACCCCUACAAAAUGCAAUUGACCCUACUAAAACACCAAAGUCACAACAACCUGCUUUGAAGUCUGUGGCAACAAGAGCAAGGCUAAACUUUUUUAACGUGGUUUAGAACCUGCAUUCCCCACUCCACUCCCUUCCCUUCCAAAGCAAAGAUCUCUCCGUAUAACCUGGAGUUGGAGAAAAUUACCAAAAUUAACUUACAGCCGACCUUUCUCUGCUCUAGUAUAUAUAUAUAUAUAUUUUUAUACCACUGAAAGGAAGACUCUUACAAUCAUGUGUAAUGUACCUUUUUUUUCCUUCUUUCAUUUGUUCAGGCAGCAAAAGAAAUAAAUGUGAGAACAGCUUCAAAUGCAGUUGGUUGUAAUUGUUUCCCUGAGCAAAACCGUUAGGAUGGAAAACAGCCAGGAUUUUUCAUUCAUGUGUUGACCUUUUAAAAACUAAAAACUUUUGAGCAGAAUAGCUGGGAGAUCAUAUCGGCUUAGAAAACGGCAAUGUUUUGUUGGUGAACAGUGAAGGAAAAAAAAUAACAACACCCGAAGCAGAGAAAAUGUUAUGUUAAAUGUAUAUUAUUGUUGUAUGGAAGGCUACCUCACCACUGUGUUUUUCAAGUAGUUUUAGGUUCAUUUGGUUUUUUACUGACACCAGGUUGUGGAGUGGGGGGCAUUUGAAUGCCAGGUUUAGUUCAAAGGUGCUAACUUUGUCUCUUUAUUUUUUUUAGCUUGCUUUGUUAAUAUUUUUCAAUUCUAGGUCCCUUUUUUGUUGGAGGUUAAAACUCUGCAAAAGCCAAUGCAGGAAAAGGUGACAGUAGGGACCGUUUGGUGCUAUAGCAAUAGGACUGUUGUAGAGAAAGAAACUCCAUUCUUUUGCUGCCCAGGCUCAACUUGUGAAUUUCUUUAAAGGUGCUAUUUUUGAAAAGUCCUACAAACGAGGACGCAUAGUCACGCAAACUAGAUCCAAAGAGCCUCAACAGGGAACCAAAGUGUGUGCAAUCCUGUCUUUCCAGAGUUAAGCAGGUGGAUUCCAUUUCUGCUUUCCAUCUCACAGUCAUUCAUCCCUCUCACUCAUCUGUGUGUCCCCUCUGCUGCUCUCUCUUCUCUUCCGUCCCUCCUGCGCACACUGCUCCAAAGCCCUCUCACUCUUCUGCCGGCCUCUGCAGCUUCUCUGUCCUUCCUCAUUCUCUUCUCUUCCCAUUCUUCCAACUCUCUCUGUGGGUUUCAAAGCAACCCCCGUGCAAAACCAUUCCUAGCAAGAGGCAGAUGUUCCAGGGAGUGCGAACGACCAAGGAUUCUGUACCUAUUUUGUAUAUGUAUAAUAAUUUGAGAUGUUUUUAAUUAUUUUGACUGCUGAAAUAAAGCAUGUGAAAUGAUCCAAACAAA
This is a messenger RNA of Alligator sinensis (Chinese alligator), 6172 nucleotides long. RefSeq names its product collagen type I alpha 1 chain (gene COL1A1). The coding region runs from base 126 to 4493 and encodes 1455 amino acids. Lineage: Eukaryota; Metazoa; Chordata; Crocodylia; Alligatoridae. Gene Ontology annotation, molecular function: extracellular matrix structural constituent; protein binding. The record is from RefSeq and is a predicted model, not a curated record. The transcript has 51 exons.